Molecule: messenger RNA, 4824 nt
Organism: Acytostelium subglobosum LB1
Lineage: Eukaryota; Evosea; Eumycetozoa; Acytosteliales; Acytosteliaceae
Exons: 6
Biological process (GO): positive regulation of GTPase activity; regulation of small GTPase mediated signal transduction
Cellular component (GO): cytoplasm; nucleus
Molecular function (GO): GTPase activator activity
Source: RefSeq, a predicted model, not a curated record
AUAUAUACGAAUAUAAAUAAUAACAUGUCCUAUCUGGGCAAUAAUAGACUAGGUGGUGCGAAUGUUGCCAAUGGCAAUACCUCAAUGACCUCGACACCACCAGCAACAACGACGACGACGACAGGACUCUCUUCUUCACCAGGCACAUCACUCACACCCAAUCUACUGUUCAGUAACAACAAUGCUCUAAACACCAACAACAUAUCAUGGCUCCUCACCAGUCAGAGCGGUGGAGAUGCAAGCGCACGUACCAAAGAGAAGGAGAAGGCAAAGAAGAAGUUGGCCCAGUUCCUCGACGUCUCAAUAGACGCCACCAAGAGGUUCAAGGGCCUAUCUUCGUUCAUCAACAACUCGGACGACCAGGAGAUCGACAAGGUAUUCAAGGAGAACAGUCAGAACAUCUAUCAAACGUUCGUGUCCACAUUCUCAACCUAUGAGUUGGGCACCUACAAAUUGGGCAAGCACCAUUCCGCCGAGAAGGAGGUGAUGAAGCUGAACGACCUGCUCAAGCGUAUCCUCAUCCAUCUCGAGGCCAUGAUCAAGAAGGGUUGGCAGGUCAAGAGUAUCGUCAACAUACUCGAGAAGAUGCUGGGUGUUGAAAACAUCCACUCCAUUCGACAGUCGGCCUUUUCCACAUUGUUGUUCUUCCUCGAGGUGAUGGAGAAGCCCGAUCGUCACAAGCUCGACCUGUUUGCGGCCAUCAUCGACUUUACGCCAUACUCUAGCGACUACACCUACCGACUUACCUUUUCCAAAAAGGUGUUCACAGGCCAGGACAGUGCCAAGCGCUACAUCCUGGUGCAAUCAACCGAUCCACCCACACGCGAAGAGAGUUCUUCACUCUUUGAGCAAAUCUUUAUUCACAUCUCAUCGCGUCUCAACAACUUCCCCUUCUGGUUCGAGGUGCUCAAGUCGCAGUAUCUCGUAGUGCUAUAUCCUACCGUCUUUAAGAAGAUUGGUCUCCUUCCGGCCGGUGACAACUCUGGUUUUGGCAGCCACUGUCCACACGAUCUGCAGGUGACCAUCAUCAACUAUCUCAGCAGCUGGGUGGCGUCAAACUCAUCGGUCAAGGAGUUCCUGCUCAACAACAACAGCGGCGCCAACAACUUUGCAAUCAGUGCAUGUGACCAACCAGCCCCAACACCAGCACCAGGUGCCUCCCAGUUCCUCACCAACACUCCAGGCACUGGAAAGAUUGCCAUUCUAUUGGAGAUAUUCAAGCAGAGUUGUCGUCUACCUCUAAAGUACUUUGAGGUCAUCAAGAAGUCAAUCUACAUCUUCCAGACUAUAUUCUUGAACAGCUCACCUGACUUAUUCCAUGUGUUUGGUGAAGAGUUGUUCACAUACCAAACAUUCAUAUUGACAGAGAUGACUAGUGUGUUUGAGACUGACGCUGCCGGUCACGAGAAGGAGCGUGAGAUCAUUGGAAUGUUUGUCAUUGGUACUCUGAAGCAACUGAUCGAUGAGUAUCCAAACCUGAGACCAAAGUCCCGUGAGAUUCUGCUCAAUGCAAUGAUCAAAGCCACCUUUUCUUUACUGCGCAAGUCCAACACCAACAAGGCCAGCAUGUCACUGGAGCAAACCAUUCUCUCCACCACUCUCUACGCAUGGAUCAAGUCCAAGGAGAACAAUCCUGAUAUGUGGCUCAAGUUCGCACAACAGUUUGAGGAGCUGUAUCAUCGUGCCGAGGUCAUCAAACAGAUCAAAACCAAGAUCAUCCAGAUGACCACCAUCCUCAAGGGCUACGUCUAUCCACUCAGUGAGAAGAAGCAGCAAAAGUUGGAGAAAGAUAUCAAGAACGCAGAGAAAGGUGGUGCACCAAAGUCAUUCGACUCACGAGAUCCUCUUGUUGAGGUUCAAAUUGAAUCAAAUAUUGCACAGCUAAAGUGGGACAAGGAGAGUUGUAUGACUACCUGGACGUUCCUCCUAUCAAUGUUUAAGAAUGUACACAAUAUCAAGGAGACCACGACACACGAGUUGUCAAUGGGUAUAUUCUCUGAUAUCAUUGACAUCAUACUGGAGGCCGAGGAGCAAGUCGAGUUCACCACGACCAAGGACAACAACUGGCGACCAAUUUCAUUGCUCAAUAUCUUUGGACCACAUCUAUUUGAUGCCUAUCGUUUGGACAACAAGUACGUCAACAGCAAGGUGCUGGCGCUGAACAGUCUCUGUCGUCUCAUAUGUAGACAUCAUCCACAGUACCCAACCACGGUGCUCGUGUCCUUCUACGAGUUGGUCAAGAAGGUACUGCUCACACCCGAAGUGAUCUCACCGGCAGGAGUCAACCACGUUGAUCUCUCCUGGACAGUCAUUCCUCAAUGCAGCAACAUCUUUAAUCUUGCCAUCCCGGGUGUCAACAUCCUGGUAUCACCAUUCCUCUAUCGAAUCAGAGCAAUUCUUGUUGGUGAUGAAUAUGAUAUGCCACCCAAGGAUGUCAGGAAGAAGUGUUUGGUUAUCAUUGCCUCGCUCCUCUUCUAUCCCUAUCACUUCCCAUCGCUCAUCCUAACUGGUGCUCGCGACCAAAAUGGAAAAGCAAUCUCAAAGGACUUGACAAUGAAAGAGUUAAAGAAAGAGUUGAUCGAUCUACUCAUCUAUUCACUAAAGAAUGAAAAGUCAGUGGAGAAUAGGAUAAUAUGUCUGUGGUCAUUGUCAACAUUGGCAAUGGAGGAGUUUAACAGCUCACCAGAUGCCACAUCCUCCUUCAACCAAAGUGUAGUGAACGAGCUCAUCGAGUGCAUCAGCUCCUUCACUCUUCACCAAGACCAAUCACUCUCAAAGACUGCCCUCGAUGCCCUUUCCAAUCUGUCGGCCAUCUUCCCACGACUGACCAAGCCAACAGUGCUGCUCAUGCUCAACACAGUGUGUGGUGCCACAAUCAAGGCUAUGAACGAUUAUGAGGCUGGAAACUCUGCCGUCUCUGAACAAACUGUUGCCAACCACUUCUACUGCCUUCUUGACUGGGCCUGUCAGGACAGUUGCAUAUUCGACGAUCAAGUCUUUGCCGAGCUGCGCACCAAGUUGUUCCAGGCCAUCGAAACCGGUUUGGGUCAACGUGGCGAGUCUUGGAACUCGGGCGUCGACAGUCUCGACCCUCUCAAGAGGAUGUCCAAGAGCCUAGCCAGGAACAAGUCGACUGCAUUGUCCAAGCCAAUCAAUGGCAAGCUUAAAGAUAGCGUACAAUUGGAUGACGACAUACUUGAAAGCUUUGGCGCCAACCAACCAAAGCCCUCACUCAUCAAGGAUGCCGCAGAGACACUCUUGUUCAACUGUAUGAACUUUGUGCACCACUUCCCCAGCAAGGAGGGUCCCGAAGUAUUCUCCUCACUCGUUGACGAAGCAGACGACCUGCAAGCGGCGGUGCCAGAGGACGAGACCCCUCUGUUUAGCGUCCUGCACGAGAAUGCCUUGAUCUCCAUUGUGGAGGUACCCAAACCCAACGGCCAACAGGGAACACUCGCACGUCUCUUCAUCCGCGAUGCCACUGGAAAGUACGUGUGGAACUUUGAUCAUGUCUACAACCUGACGCCAGGAAGUGAAGCAGGUACCGAUACCUCUCCCAACUCGUCGCCACCUCUGUCAUUGGUGAAGAUGUACGCAAACUCUCAGCCAGUGAUCAUUGAUAACACAUCGUAUCAGUACGAGAACAAGCUGCCUGUCAAGCCUCCCAAGCCCGAGCCACCAAAGGAUGAGAAGUUAAAGGGCCUGCUUCUAGAGCUCUCCAAACAACCCGAGUGCUUGCCCACGUCCGGUGUUGCACUAGACCGUCCAUUGGGCUCAAUGCGACAAACUCUAAUCCAGGAGUUCACACGCAUUCAAGGAGAGGUAGAGUCAUUUGUCAAACAAGAAAUUGACUAUCAGAACAAGAAGUACGAAGAGUCCACCAAUGAGUCAGCAGAUUGGGUCUGUCGUCCACCAGUCAAGACAGCUGGUGUAGCGUCACAGGCACGUCGCCUACUGAUGUCCUACCUUGGAUUGCUCAACAUUUCCAACUCGUCCUAUCUCAAGCAACUGGACUCCAACAUCAAGUUUGUCCGUGCCCUCCAGCAGUUGGACAUCACACCAUCACGUGACAUCCAAAAGAUUGGCCUAAUCUACGUGGCCGAGGGACAGGAUGAACAACGCGACAUCCUGCACAACUCCACAUCAUCCAGUCUCUAUGCAGAGUUUGUCAAUGGUCUGGGCUGGCCCAUCGACCUGCAGACUCACCGAGGAUAUCUAGGUGGUCUCGACCGCCAAAAGACCACUGGAACCACAGCGCCAUACUUUGCCAACAUGGCGGUUGAGACAAUCUUCCACAACAUCACGAUGAUGCCCACCAACAAGGCAGAGCCACAGCAGAUCCACAAGAAGCGUCACGUCGGAAACGACAUUGUAAACAUUAUUUGGUCAGAGCACAUUCGCGACUACUGUCCCACCACUAUUACCAGCCAGUUCAAUGACGCACAUAUUGUAAUAUACCCACUGCCCAAUGGACUGUUCAGAGUGCAGAUCUACCGCAAGGAGUCCAAGGUGCCAAUGUUUGGUCCUCUGGUUCAUGGCAUGGCUGUAAACAAGCAGCUAUUGUCCACUCUUGUUCGUCAGACUGCCAUCAAUGCCUACAAACAGAUAAGAUACAAUACUCCAAACUACACAAGACCAUACGCAAUGAGAAAGAUGAGGAUCAAAGAGAUUGUUGAUAGGUAUCGUUCAGAUAAGAGUUAUGUUGACUAUGUUCACUCUGCAGUCUCUGGUCACAACAUUGUAUCUACACCAGCCAACACUCCACCAAUGGCCGCCGUUCCAACAGCCAACGGAGCAGGUGUUGGCAAUGCUUUCCUACAUGAA